AGGUACAGGUGACUCAGGCGCAGGAGGUGGGUGGGGGCCACCCAGUAUAAGGGACGGUCGGGUGCCACAGGCUGCCCUCCUCCCGAACAUGCAGUUCCUCGCUGGGCUCUUGCUGGUCGCCACCGUGAGCCUGCAGCUGGCUGCAGCCCAGGGCAUGUGGUGUCACCAAUGCAAGGGCUUCGGUGGGUGCUCCCAUGCGGCCCAGUGCCCCCGGGGCAUGACCCACUGCGUCGUCAUCGCCACGCGAGCCCCCAUCAGUUUUGAGGACCUGCCCCUGGUCACCAAGAAGUGCUACAGCGGCUGCCCGGACGUGAGGAGCCUGGACCUGGGCCCACAUGUGUCCAUCGCCUGCUGCCAGUCCAGCCUCUGCAACCACGACUGACCCUCUGGGCCUGAGCCCCGAGGCCAGCCCAGGCAGCCCACCGCUC
Ochotona princeps (American pika) is the source of this 428-nucleotide messenger RNA. RefSeq names its product secreted LY6/PLAUR domain containing 2 (gene SLURP2). The record is from RefSeq and is a predicted model, not a curated record. Lineage: Eukaryota; Metazoa; Chordata; Mammalia; Lagomorpha; Ochotonidae. Bases 89 to 382 code for a protein of 97 amino acids. The transcript is spliced from 3 exons. Gene Ontology annotation, molecular function: acetylcholine receptor inhibitor activity.